Molecule: messenger RNA, 2229 nt
Organism: Dermacentor albipictus
Lineage: Eukaryota; Metazoa; Arthropoda; Arachnida; Ixodida; Ixodidae
Product: THAP domain-containing protein 1-like
Source: RefSeq, a predicted model, not a curated record
CGUCUAUGGCUCCGUGCUCUACACCUAUCAGCAUGGCGGUUUUACGCGUGCGUUGCCCGCGUUGCUUGCUGUAGUAAACGCGUAGGACUGUAUGAGCGGAUGGUUUCUGCGCGAUAGUCACGUUUGAUCGAAAUAUUGCUGAUGUUAUUAUGCGGGCAGCUGACACCUGACAUGUGAUUUCACUAGAGCUGUGAUAAUCGCGGUUGCGCCUGGUCGCUCCGAAAGCAUGACUUGCUGCGUGCCUUACUGCUCGUCAUAUACGGGAAAACCAAGACUUGACGGCGAGCCCAGUGUGUCGUUCCACGAGUUUCCCGUGACCGACAUUAGAGAAGCAUGGAUCAAAGCCAUCUCGCGCGAAGGUCCCAACAAGACAUUGUGGCAGCCACACGAGACAGCGAAAGUGUGCAGCAUCCACUUCAGGCUGGAGGACUACAAGGACUGCAUGAAAGGGCGUCGCUUAAAGCCCAAUGCAGUGCCGUCUAUCUUCCCAGGAUACCCUGCCUACAUGCAGCGCUCCGCUGAGUGCAUCAGGCGGAAGGCUAGCGUCCUACCACAUCGGCGCCUUUCAGAAGCUUUUCCUACAGUUUCAACACACCCACCCAGGUCAAAAAAGCGCCUCCUGUGCGAUGGCUCAGAUGGUACCAAGCCAUCUGCAGAAACCGCUUUGGCAACCAGUACGAGCGAAGUUGCAGACCCUACCAGCCUUACAGCUAAGAAGCCUUGCAGAAAAAAAAGCAUGGCGACGAAAGAACCAGAUACCUGCCCCAUAGAGCCAACCACACAGCAAACCCUCGUGCGCAUGCCAGCCUCAAAAGAUUCUCAGACUCCCGUCUCUUCGCGGCCACUGGUGAUCCGAGUGGCAACAUGCGAGCAGUGCCCUCCAGUCACAGACGAGUGCAGUGCUUUGAGUGGACUGGAUGCACAGUGCCUAGAUGAACACAGGACACUUGGGACACAGACAACAAUGACUGGAGUGACAAUGUCUGCCUUGUGCGACGAGAUAAGGUUGCUCAAGCAGAGGUGCCACGAUUUACAAAACCAGCUCAACAAGUCACAUGCUGAAAACUGUCAGUUAAGAAUGAAGAUUCGCUCUAACCAGGGGCCUUGCGGUACGUGAUGGCUUGAUACUUCCAUUGGCUCUAUCUCCGAGAGUUAAUUUCUCCCGACUUUUACCAUCUGCACACAUGCUCUGGAAGAGUUGGGAUGUUUGCAUAUAUCAGAGCAACCCAUUACAACCUGUUGCUUUCAGAAAGUCACUUGUAGCAGUUUCUUUUGGGGCUUGUUGGCAUUCCAAGCUUCUUUUCUUUUAAAGAAAUGCUAGUUCAAGUGAUUCGAUUUUGAUCUUUUUUACCUUGUAUUUAGAAAAUGCAUCCGAAUCCCAAAACCUGCGUGUAACAAUAAUGCACUUUAUUUUUAAUUGAAACAAGGCGAGUUUUAAAUAAAUGCCUUGGAUGAAAUGUUUUGCUGGCUUUGGAAUAUUUUUGGACAAGUCAAGCCACUUGUCUGGCUUGUGUUGAGAGAGCGGUCUACUUGCUUCCCCGAAAUAUGGGCCACGAUAACUUAAAACUAUUCCAAUCUGUUUUAAUCCCAAAUCAGCCAUUAGCCCUCUCUGGUAGGUGAAAAUGGCUUGGGCACCACCUAUAUAGGCUGAGCCCCACCCAUUUGCUAAUGGCAGAUUUGGAAUAAACACAGAUUGGAAUAGUUGCAAGUUAUCCCGGCACUGGUCACCUCGGUGCAUUGAUGAAAGUGCUUGGCAUCUAUUUGCUAUCACCCUGUCAUUGAUUCUACUGUGCAUACUGUUUAUACUGUGAUGAGUAUCAGAAGUCACCUUGUUUAACAUCGCUGUCAAGAGUCGCACGAGAACAAAAUAAUAUGGAUAUCUUGUGUGCUCCCCAAUAUUUUGCACUGAACUAGAUUAUUUUGAUCCUCAAAGAUUAUACAGUGCAUUAAACCAGCUAGAAGUGGUCUAUCGAAUGUGAAGUUUUGAGAAUCCUUGUUACACUGAAUGCUUGUAUCUAAUGCGGCCACUGCUCAACUAGCAGUGAUAUGCGAAAUGAAAUUCCCUGUACUUGUUGCUUGGCUUUAUCAAUGCUAAUUUCAGAACAUAAAAGAGCUAUACACAAUGCUUCCCAAAAAUUAUAUUACAGUUGAACCUUGUUAUAAUGAAUUUGCAUCCUACACGAAAAUGCUUUGCUAUAUCUGGUAUUCAUUAAAAGCAUCGAUUCAUUA